Molecule: messenger RNA, 1065 nt
Organism: Lithohypha guttulata
Lineage: Eukaryota; Fungi; Ascomycota; Eurotiomycetes; Chaetothyriales; Trichomeriaceae
Exons: 2
Coding region: 1-1065 (354 amino acids)
Cellular component (GO): mitochondrial inner membrane
Molecular function (GO): S-adenosyl-L-methionine transmembrane transporter activity
Source: RefSeq, a predicted model, not a curated record
AUGGCCUUUAAUACCAACACCGACAUAUGGAUUGCUGGAGCAUUCGCAGCAUUUACUGUCGACCUUCUGGUAUAUCCGCUUGAUACCCUCAAAACUAGAAUUCAGUCUCCCGACUACAAGAAGCUCUACACUGAAAAUGGUCGAGCAAGCAGGGCGCUCUUUCGCGGCCUUUACCAAGGUAUCGGCUCCAUCAUACUCGUAACGCUACCAUCAUCUGGAGCAUUUUUCACCACAUAUGAAGCCUUAAAGUACACUCUUAACGAUGCCGUUCCUCCGAAUUCAACGCUGUAUAUGCCACAGCCAGUCAUAAACGCAAUCAGCAGUGGAGGUGCAGAACUGGUUAGCUGUGCCAUCCUUACUCCGGCCGAAGUCAUCAAGCAGAAUGCGCAGGUUGCGCAAAAGACGAUCAAAGGUGUUGGACCCACGCUGAGUGUUUUGAAAGAAUUCCGAAAACAUCCUUUCCGGUUGUGGAGUGGUUAUACUGCUUUGGCUGGACGCAACCUGCCUUUUACAGCCAUGCAGUUCCCCGUGUUCGAGCAUCUCAAGUCGCAUUUCAUGGAGAAAAGACGGAGACAAAAAGGUGCUGAGGUUGAUGGCAUCUUUGAACGGGCUUCAAUUACCUCUAUGAGCGCAGGAAUAGCAGGUAGUGGCGCUGCUUGGAUCACAACCCCAAUUGAUGUGAUCAAGACAAGGAUGAUGCUUGCAGCAGGCAAUCGUGGUCAGACAGUAGAGAACAAAAACAUUGGAACGCUACUCACAGAAGGGCUAUCUAGUAAAUCUAGCAAAGGAAUUUGGGAAACCGCAAAAGAGGUUGGUCAGACAGAUGGACUUCGAGGCUUCUUCAGGGGAGCAGCAUUAAGAGCUGUAUGGACUGCUGUUGGAAGUGGUCUUUACCUGGGUGUAUACGAGGGCGGCCGCUUUUACCUUGAAGACGCCAGAAAAUCUAAGGAGGAGAAAAAUCAUAUCAUGCCGAAAGACUGGAGCAGCGUUCAAGUAGGAGUUGGUAGGAGCAGGUCUCAGGGUGAAGCUAUAAAGAAGAGUGGUUGGCAGGACGAUUCAAAGUGA